Molecule: messenger RNA, 3217 nt
Organism: Marmota flaviventris (yellow-bellied marmot)
Lineage: Eukaryota; Metazoa; Chordata; Mammalia; Rodentia; Sciuridae
Gene: Sox12
Product: SRY-box transcription factor 12
Biological process (GO): neuron differentiation; negative regulation of transcription by RNA polymerase II; positive regulation of transcription by RNA polymerase II
Cellular component (GO): nucleus
Molecular function (GO): RNA polymerase II cis-regulatory region sequence-specific DNA binding; DNA-binding transcription activator activity, RNA polymerase II-specific
Source: RefSeq, a predicted model, not a curated record
GGAGCGGCGCGCACGGGCCGCGGCGGAGCCCGAGGCUGCAAGAGGAGCCCGCGGGGGGCUGGGGGGUGCAGUUCCUCCGCCCCCGCAAAACAAUGUGUGGCGUGCGGCAGGGCGCAACUUGCUCGGGGCGGCGGGGGCGCGCCGAGCCCGCCUGAAACCGCGCCGCUGACCUUCUUCCCCCCGCCGUCCGUUGGGCCCAAGCGCCCAGCUCCUCGCUCCCCAGCUCGCGGGGGCCGGGCCGAGCCGCGGGGCGGGGCCGCCCCUCCGUCGCUGCUGCCUCCUCCCCCACCCCCAGCCGCGGAGGAUGCGGACGGCCCCCGGCGGCGUCUAGCGGCCCGGGGCCCAGGCGCGAUGGUGCAGCAGCGGGGCGCGCGGGCCAAGCGGGACGGCGGGCCGCCGACCCCGGGGCCCGGGCCGGCCGAGGAAGGGGCGCGCGAGCCUGGCUGGUGCAAGACCCCGAGCGGCCACAUCAAGAGGCCGAUGAACGCAUUCAUGGUGUGGUCGCAGCACGAGCGGCGGAAGAUCAUGGACCAGUGGCCCGACAUGCACAACGCCGAGAUCUCCAAGCGCCUGGGCCGCCGCUGGCAGCUGCUGCAGGACUCGGAGAAGAUCCCGUUCGUGCGGGAGGCGGAGCGGCUGCGCCUCAAGCACAUGGCGGAUUACCCGGACUACAAGUACCGGCCGCGCAAAAAGAGCAAGGGGGCGCCCGCCAAGGCGCGGCCCCGCCCCCCCGGCGGCGGCGGCGGCGGUGGUGGCGGCGGCGGCGGCAGCCGGCUCAAGCCCGGGCCGCAGCUGCCGGGCCGCGGGGGCCGCCGAGCGGCGGGAGGGCCUUUGGGGAGCGGCGCGGCGGCGCCAGAGGACGACGACGAGGACGACGACGAAGAGCUGCUGGAAGUGCGCCUGGUCGAGACCCCUGGGCGGGAGCUGUGGAGGAUGGUCCCGGCGGGACGGGCCGCCCGAGGACAAGCUGAACGCGCCCAAGGGCCGUCGGGCGAGGGGACGGCUGCCACCACCACCUCCCCAACACCGUCGGAGGACGAGGAGCCAGAGGAAGAGGAGGAGGAGGCGGCAGCGGUGGAAGAAGGCGAAGAUGAGACGGUGGCGUCGGGGGAGGAGCCGCUGGGCUUUCUGUCCAGGUUGCCCCCGGGCCCCGCCGGCCUGGACUGCAGCGCCCUGGACCGCGACCCGGACCUGCCGCCCGCCUCGGGCACGUCACACUUCGAAUUCCCGGACUAUUGCACCCCCGAGGUUACCGAGAUGAUCGCAGGGGACUGGCGCCCGUCUAGCAUCGCCGACCUGGUUUUCACCUACUGAGCCCACCGUCAGCGGGGCGCGCACGCCCCCAAACCAGCUGUUUACAUACAGGAAUCAGGUAUUGGGGCCCCUCGGAGGCCGAGGCUGGCACCCUAUCUCCCGCGCAGCCUCCCCCCUCCUAGACGUGCCCAUCCCCCCCAUCCAGACAUACCCCUCCCCCGCAGACACUCCCCAAGGCAACCCAACCCCCCUUCCUUCCCCUGACAUCCAAGCCCCUCCCCAUCUUGUCCCCUCCCGCACAGCCACCAGCAGCCAGCCCCCCUCCGAUACACCUCCCAUCCCUCUUACAGACCUGAACCCCUCCCCCACUUUGCACACGCCCCUCCUCGUGGCCGGAGGACACGCCCCCUCCCUUGCUCGCGAAUCCCUCCGCCCUCUGCCUGCCUUCUCGGUUAGGGGGCGAUGCGACCGGGCAGCUCCGCGCGUUCCUCUCGUGCCCCUCCCCCCCGGGGGGAGGGGCGCACUCCUUUACUUGGGGAGCGCUAGGGCCCGCCCCCUCCGCUUGGACCAUCCCCUUCUUGCGCAUGCUUAAUGCUUCUUGGGAGGAGGGGGCUGGUCCCAGUUGAGCUGCUAGCUUAUGUCUCCUGCUCGGUGGAGGAGGGCAGCGAGUGUAGAGCUAUCCUAAAAAAUCUUUGAUCCUGGAGCCUGUGGCUUCGUCUCAACCGACGGGGUGUCACUGCCUUAAUGGGAGAAGCACUCGGAAGGGAGAGAAAGAAACUAACUGGCCCUAAAGGGUUGCUUUGGGCUUCAAACUCUUUUUAAGUGGCAUAGCCCCUUUUCCCUGUUGUGGGCACCCUCGCCUAUCACCUCCUCCAAUUGCGCGAUUGCCUUUACAGCCUAAUGUGGUCCCCAGAAACGACCCUUUUAUUUGUCCCAACUGGAAAUUAAGAAUGGGGUCUUUCUCUGGAAAUCCACCUAGAGAGGGACUGUUCAUGAUAACUCAGAACCAAGAUGCCUACUAGUCUGGGGACAGGGUUCUUGCUGCUCCCUUCCCCGUGGGGAAGCGCCCUAUCAUCUCAGGGCACCCUCUCAGCUCCUUCCUAAGCCCACGGCCCCUUCCUAAAUCCAUCCAGAUCCACCCUCAACAACCACAGCUGCAGUAUUCAGUGGGAGAAACUAAAGCACGUUGGUGCUAGGGGAUUGGGACUGAGGCGUGACAGCAGAUGGAGUGGCAGGAAAGAGACCCACGUCUAAACAACGGCUUGAGAGAGACCGCCGGUCGGCCGGAGACUGAGGAUGGGUUCAGGGGAAUGGAGGUGGGCGUUUGCGUCUGUUUUCCACGUGGGAAACGGGGUUGGCGCUGCUGUUAGGAGGAAAUUAGGAAGUUAUGUCCUGUUCAGGGUGCCCUUGGGAACCCUGCCCCCAUCCUGUUACCCUCUCCCCUUCUCCCCCUCUCGAGCCCCGCCCCUCCGGCCUCCCCACACCCCCUCCGCCCUCACUACCUGUAUCUCACCGGCGUGGGUUCACCCUCCGGGUGCUCACACACUCUCAUUCACACACACAAAUCUCAGGAACAAACGGUCCCAGAGUCCUCCGGGACCCCUGCCCAGGGUCUCCGCAGGUCUCUGCCCCACGCGUUCCCUUCGCUGACAAAGCCACCAGCUGCCUCCUUUAAGCUUGGUGCUCCGGCUCUGGGCCUUUCUUGCGCUCUUUCUUUCUCUCUUUCUCUCUCUCUCUUUUUUUUUUUUUUUUUUUUUAAGAAAACAACAACAACAACAAAAAAAAAAGACAAUGAAAAAAAAACAAAACGUCAUGUGAGUGAAGAGAUGUCUCUGUCUGUGGUCUUGGAGAACUAGUCUCGUAGCUGAGGGAGGGGUCCCUCGUCUGGGGCACUGGCACCCACAGCAGGACUUCCGCCAGUCUGAUGCCAGGACUGAAUAAAGUGUAUUUGCCCCGACCUCGC